AUGCCUAUAGCUUCCUCAAGCAUGAUUUGUUCCCAUAGUGUAUCCGAUGACCUGCAUGGUGUUCAACUUGAUCCUGUAGCAGCUGAUAUUCUUAGGAAAGAGCUAGAGCAUGAAACUUUUGCAAUUCAUUUUAUAGCCUCCAAUAAUGAUUGUGGAGUUAGAGACUUUGAUAUGGAAAAAUUUCAACUCUGUAAGCAUUCUCGUUAUCCAUGGCAAGUUAAUAUCAAGCAUGUGUAUCAGGAUGCCAAUAGCAUUGCAGAAUUUCUAGCUUCUUAUGUAGUCCUUUAUGGUAGAAACUCUGAUUUUUCUGAAAAUGGGAAGCUGCCCACUGCUGGAAGAGUACUUCUUCAGCAGGACCAAGGCAUGAUGCCUUUUACAAGAUUGAAGAAGAUGAGUGGCUUUUCUGUUAUGUUUGGUGAGGUGUGCCUCUGGUGUCACUUGUUGUGCUUCUCUGUCCUUUUGGUUAUGCUUAUUGGCUUGAGGUUGGUUGUUGGUGCCUUUCCUAGCUGGGUGCUUCUGUGCUGUCAGUCUGCUGCUAUGUGGUUGUGUGCUAUGGUGCAGGGAUUGGGAGGUGUUAUCGAUGUUGUGGAAGUGCAUGUGCUGCUUGGUGUUCUGGGCAGUUUUAAACGGCUUCCUUGGUUCAGUAUCAGUUUGGAUGCAGUGUGUGAUGUGCUUCUGGGCUGCUGGGUUAAAGCCAACCCUUGUUGGCCUUCCUCUUCUUCAUUUGGUUUUCCUAUUAUUGGAGGUGCUGGCUUGGUGUUGCAUUGUUCUGUUUUGACUGGAAUGGUGUUGUGUUAUGCUGCAAGGCUUCUUUUUCUCCUUUGUGCUGUGUUGUGCACUGUUCACGUGAACAGUCUGCCUGUUGCUGCUGAUGCCUUCUGUUUUGCUAUUUUUUGGAUUUUGUCUAGUAUGGAGCUGAUCUUUUGCUGGUUUACCAGUUCAUUUCAGCUGGAUUCACAGCUAGAAUUCAGCUGCUGGCUCUUAGCUGCUACUUCCCUGCUGGACUUCAGCUGGAUUUCAGCUUUAUCUCAUGGUUUUUGGUGCUUUCAGCUGGUCCUGCUUGCUGUCAUUGUUGGACAGUCACUGCAAUCUUCAUUUAUGGUGCCCGAAUCAGCCCAACAAAUGAAUUUGAACUUUUACGUUAUCGUUUUGGUGAGUGAAGCACAUUCUCUUUGCAAUAUUGAUUGA
Ilex paraguariensis (yerba mate) is the source of this 1188-nucleotide messenger RNA. Lineage: Eukaryota; Viridiplantae; Streptophyta; Magnoliopsida; Aquifoliales; Aquifoliaceae. The record is from the annotation of a GenBank genome assembly.